AUGGACAAUUCUAGUCCAGAACAAAUAGUCCGCAUAAGAUAUGCUGAAGUACUACGUAACCUACGUAGUCCUGCUGGAUCGGGCAGAAUGAUCCAAAAUUUAACUUUGUUAGCUGAAGAUCAAAGGCAAUAUGCACAUGCUAUAGCUAGUGUUAUUCUGGAAGAAAUACCACGUUCAGAUACUCCUAGAAAAUAUGUACUACUAUGUCUAGUUGAUUCUAUUGUGAGAAAGUGUCGAGCUGGGUCACAAUUCUUUCCAUAUUUUCUACCUUAUAUAGCACCAUACUUUGCAGAAGCCUAUACAAUAAAAACUCCACCAAAUAUUUUACGAUCACUAGAAAAACUACUUAAAGUAUGGUCUACUUCUUUCCCAAAAGAUAUUAUGAAGAGAUUAUUAAAAACUACAAAUGCAAUUAGAUCAAAACUUUCUGAACCACCAUUAGAUAUAACAUUAACUCCUCCUAUAUCUACAAAUACUGAUGAUACAGCAACUCAACCUAUAUUAUCCUCAGAAAAUUCUCUUACUAUUACUUCAGUUAAUAAUAUUAAAACAAAUAAUAUACCUAAACUUCAAUCAACAAAUACUUCAUUAGAAUCUGGAAGUUCAAAUAAUUCUGGUCAAAUAUCUAGUGAUGUUGCAACUCAAAUAGUAUUAACAAUACUUCAAGCAGUAGGGAUUUCAGGAGAUGAAAUAACUUUUAGAACUUUAAUAAAUGAUCCUAAUGUUCAAAGAAUUGCAAAAUUACAAUCUGAAGGUAAAACACAAGAAGCUCAACAUCUAGUUAGUUUAUUAAUAAGAAAUGUUGGAGGACUUCAACAAACAUUACCAACUGGAUGUAUAAGUGAAACUCCUAUUUCUAUAAAUAAUCAUACCCCUAUUUUAGGUGUCCAACCACAUUUUGAACAACCUAAUAAAAGAAUAAAACCAGAUCAUAUUAAUAUUAAUAAACUAAUGGAAACUCAACAAAUUAAUAACAAAAAAGUGCAUGAUAUACCUAUUCAAUCAAAACAUGUUACUUUAAAUACCCCAAUACAAACAAAUCAAACUUUACAUUUAGGAAUUAAUCAAACAACUCCAAUAGCUAAAAAGACAUUUUCACCAAGAUUUACAGAACCUUGCUCUGCAUUUACGUCUGUAUGGAUGCAAUUAUUUAAAUCAAAACCAAAUUUUAAGUUACCUAAUACAUUAGAAUUGAUUCCUCCAAGUAUAGUAGAUGCAAAGGGAAAUCAAAGUCUUUAUAUAGAAGGAUUAGAAGUUAAAGAAAUAAAUCAUUUAUUUCAAUUAUAUCAACAAUUACAAUCAAAAGUAUAUGCAUCUACCAAAUUCCGUAAAAAAGUUUGGUUACAUUCACACUUUAUUAAACGAAGAAUGGAUGGAUUUAAUGAUUUUGAUCUUCAAUCAACUAUUGGAAUGUAUUAUAGUGAUAGACCUAAUCAAUGUCAUAUUUGUGGAUUUCGUUUUAUCGAUUCAAAAAAGAAAGAGGCACAUUUACAAAUUCAUCUAACUAAAAAUUUAGUUUUAAGACAACGUAAACAAAUGGGUUCUUCUCAAACACUUUGGCCUAGUUUAGGAGAAUGGAUUUAUGGUUCUGAAGGAAAUGAUCGUAUUCCAACUAAAGAAGAACUUUUUAAUGUAAAUAAUGACUAUAUAGAUAAUAAUAUUCAUUCAAAUACUAAAAAUUUAACUCAAGAAGAUAAUAUAAUUGAUACAUCAAAUCAAAAAAUUACUUUAGAAGAUAUCCAUACAAUCCCAACAGGAUUAAUUCCUUCUGAUAAUAAAGUUAUUGAAGAUUCAAAUUCAAUAUUAUCUUGUUUUAGUAAAUUUCUUAAAAAGUCUGGUACUGAUACUACUUUUGUAAUUGCUGAUAAUCUUAUAAAAUGUGAAUCAUUAAAUGAAUAUAAUAAUCAUUCAAUUGAUUUCAUGCAAGAGAAGAAUCAAUCAAAAAUUCAAUUAUCUCCUAAAUUUAAUCAACUUCAUAAUCAUUAUGAAAUUAGAAAACAAAUAUUACAAUGUGAUAUUUCAGAUCUUAUUUCAUAUUCUCAACAAUUAAAUCCUAUGUGGAAUGAAAUGAAACAAAAUGUUAGCAUCUCAUUUGCUCCAAUAGAUACAUUUCAUUUCGUAUGUAGUAUAUGUCAUGAACCAUUGAAAAUUCAAUGGAGUUCAGAUAUAAAAUCUUGGAUUUGUCGUAAUGCAGUUUUAGCUAUCCCCUCUAAUAUGAAUUGUUAUCAAAAAUUAUCUCAACUGUUAUUAACUUCAGUUGAUUAUCCAAAAUCACAUCAACAAUUAAGUAAAAUUAAUGUUAGAGAUUCUAUUUAUAAUCAGAUGCUUGAUUUUAUUCAAUGGGAUAAUCAUGAUGAACAAACUAAUUAUCUUGAUUCUACACAAACUUAUCAAUUCAAUUCUAAUUUAUAUGAUAAUAUUAAAUAUCAAAAUAUAGAAGGAAAUCAAGCUAAAGAUCUAUGGGAUUCUUUAGGAAAUCAAUUUCAAAUAGUUCAUAAGUUAUGUUUUACCCAUUAUUCAAUGUUUACAGAUUUGGCAAAUUUAGUAGUAGAUGGAAUUAAAAAUCAAAUGGAUCAACCCUUAUAUACAAAAGAUAAUAUAGGAAAUCAAAAUAAAAUACGUAGAAAACAAAAAGUUAAAAUUAGAUCAAAUUCUGAAGUACCUAGAAAAAAAUUUUCUUCUGUACAAUAA
Cryptosporidium muris RN66 is the source of this 2691-nucleotide messenger RNA. RefSeq lists its product as uncharacterized. The coding region runs from base 1 to 2691 and encodes 896 amino acids. The record is from RefSeq and is a predicted model, not a curated record. Gene Ontology annotation, biological process: termination of RNA polymerase II transcription. The transcript is spliced from 2 exons. NCBI's taxonomy places the organism in Eukaryota, Apicomplexa, Conoidasida, Eucoccidiorida, Cryptosporidiidae. Gene Ontology annotation, molecular function: mRNA binding; RNA polymerase II complex binding. Gene Ontology annotation, cellular component: mRNA cleavage factor complex; cytoplasm.